Molecule: messenger RNA, 1139 nt
Organism: Galeopterus variegatus (Sunda flying lemur)
Lineage: Eukaryota; Metazoa; Chordata; Mammalia; Dermoptera; Cynocephalidae
Product: chromosome unknown open reading frame, human C9orf50
Exons: 7
Coding region: 70-999 (309 amino acids)
Source: RefSeq, a predicted model, not a curated record
UGGAAAGUGGUGGCACUGGGACUAAAUCCGAAGGAAGAGGAGUAUUAGAAGCAUGGCAGCCCGUCUCUGAUGAGCAUGUACCGUGUACCUGGCCCUAUUCCAAGCGGUGGACGUGUCCUCGCGUAUGUAAACGUCACAGCAACCCCCAAAGGCGGGCGCUCUCGCAGCCGCCCUCUUCCAGCCUCCGCAGCACAGCAACAUCGAAGGGGUGUGACAGAGCACUGCCAAGGGUCUCGUCAGUGUCCCCCCUGCUCAUUCCUCCCAGACCUGCGGGGACAGUCGUCAUCCAUCCAGAAUAGCCUUAAGAAGAUUUUGCUCUGUCAGAUACCUGCCCUGGGGCUCCUGAAGGGUGAUCAUUCACGAUUCACCACCACCAGGAAGGCCAAACACAGGCCCCCCAGUACACAGCUCACCAAGGCCAAGGAUGUGCUCACGCACAGCUCCUUGGGGGAAGGCUCAGGGCCCCGCAGGCGGUGUUGCCCUUUCCGGGUGCGGUUCGCUGAUGAGUCCAUGUGGGACACUUUGCUCCGCUACUGGGAGCGCACCUGUGCAGUCCAGCAGAACACCAUUAAGAACAGGACGGUCACCCUGCCAACAGUGACAGAGCAGGUGUUCAGGAGCAUCGGGAGAUGGCUGGACAGUUUGCCCAAAGACCUGUACCCCAGCAACAAGCAGGACACCAUGGCCGGCCCCUCGGACUGGGACUGCCCCAGCCUGCCCACCCAAGAGUCACAGAGCCACCUUUCUGAGGAUGCCUCCAUGAGUAGCAGCCUGCCCUUCAUCCCUAGGGCCACCAUCCAGAGGCAGUGGAGGCCCCUCAAAACCUUCCUGGGCACCCACAAUGUCCUGGAGCGGGUGGGCAAACUGCACAGCUCCUGGAGCCGGAAGCUGGAGUCCUUCCUGCCCAGCUUGAUGCUGCAGUCGGUGCUGAAGCGAGGCCACCCGAAGGCGUACCAGCUCCUCCUGCCGUCCCUGACACCACAGCGUGCUCAGAAGUGACUGUCACUGCAGCUCUCACCCAACGGCGCACACAGGCCCGGCAGUGAGGAUCGCCCUCUCUUGCCCCACAGAUAGAUACACAUCCCAGGUGGCUGGGACCUGCCACUAGGUCUCACAGUACAAGCCUCUCCAUGAACUGA